AUGGCCAGACUGCUCUGGUUACUGCUUCCCUUUGUUGGAAGCAGUCUUGCAAAAGAAGGUUCCGUUGCCCAUUCUCUCAUUAAUUCUGCCUCUGGCCAUUCCACUCUUUCCACUGUAUCUUCCCUUCCUGUUACUCAUUUGGACGAUCUCAAUAAGAGAGAUGCUCGUUCUUCUUUGAACAUUUCUCCCUUCACACCCCAAAUCAAUCCACUUGUUCGACGAUCUUCAGCAUGCAAGCCCAGGAGGGAUCCCCAGGGUGGCCCUGUGUUUACCGACUCGUCAAUCGGGACAACCCACUCAACAACAACCACGGCCGAGCUUAUCGGCCUCGCUACGUCUUUGACUGGCGAUGCUACCUCCGUAGCAUCUGAAAGCACCGUGGACUUGGCCUCGAGUGGAACAUUGAUCUCUACUGCUACUACUUCUGAUGCGACAUCGAUAGCCAUAGUCGGUGAUGUAGAUGGGAACACUGCUGGUGGAUCAUCUACUGAGAUCUCGUCGACUACCGAGACACCAACUGGCGCCGACACAUUUACAUCUACACCUGUCUCGGAGUCAAGUUUGAACUUAGCUAGUAGCGAUAGCUUAUCACUUUCGACCACCGAGGCCAACUUGGAAAUCUCAAGGGAGGACACAACCACAAUAGUCUCGUCCACCGACGAUUCGACUACCACUGUUGCCGACACUACUGUUGCUACUGGUACCGCUGCUGUCGAUACCACUGUUGGCGUUGAUACUACUGCUUCUGAUAGCACCACUGAUUCCGGUGCUACCUCUGUUGCUGAGACUACCACUGUCGGCGAUACCACGACUGGCACUGGUAACGCUGCUGUUGAUACUACCGUCACUUCUGGUACUACUACUGCUGCUGAUAGCACCGCUGCGGUUGCUGAUACUACCGCUACCACUGGUACCACCACUACCGCCGCAUUUGAAUUAGAGUCUUCUACUCUUGAGUCCGCCACGGCAUCGUCGGGUCUUGCAAGCGAUACGACAUCAUCAGAGUUGAGCGCGCAAGCAGCAUCUUCUGAGACAAGUGGCACCCUCACAUCUUCUCUGGAGACUCAAUCUUCCGAGGCAUCACUUUCCUUGACCGAAUUUCCUUCUUCAACUACACUCGCUUCAUCAGACCCAAAAACUACAUCAGAAAGUGUUGUUUCAACAUCGACUGACUCUCCUCUAGUACUCACGGUAGCCGCCGAUGGCAGUGGAGAUUACACAGCCAUCAACGAUGCCAUCAAGGCUGCUCAAACAAGCGGUUACCCUACCGUUACCGUGCUCGCUGGUACAUAUACCGAGAACGUCGUAAUCGCAGCCACACCCACAGUGACCAUUGUGGGCGAGGUAUCCAAGAAGCGCGACGGUUCGUCGGGUGUAGUUAUCGACAAUGGUGGCAACUCCAACCCGGCUCUUUCAUUUAGCACCGCCGCCGCCGGCAUUACAUGGAGGGGCAUCAAGUUUUUGAACUCUCUGGCCGAUAACUCGGUUGGUGCUGUAUUCCUACGUGGUUCCAAGAAUGCCUUUUACAACUGUGAAAUCGUCUCUGCCGGUAUCGCCGCUAUUACUGGCAGUUAUGCAUCCGGUAUCAUCGCCAACUCCUACCUGGAGGCUCAAGACAAGGUUAUCUACAACUAUCCUUCCCUAUAUGUCUACGGAACAACAAUCACAGCGACCAAGUCAAACGGACUGCUUGUGUACAACAAGGGUGGUCUAUCUGGAACCACCAUGUACAACUCGACCGUCGUACUCGACACUUGCCAAGUUGUCAAGAAGAGCGGAGCCACCAACACCCGCGUCUUCCUCGCCGCAGGAAAUGGCGAUGGCUCUGUGGUCGUCUACCGUGAUUCCAGCUUUGCUUCAGGUUUCCUGGCUGCUUCUGGUGUUUAUGUCGAUGCCAAGACACAGUCUCCCUUGAACCGCUAUGCCGAGUUUGGCACGACUGGUGAUGUUACGGAUCGCUCCAAAUACGUCACUUUAAUCACGGACCCCAAGGAUCUGUCUGACUAUGAAGUCUCCGCGCUCUUCAAGAGUGCCUAUCCUAGUGUGGCUGUAUCAUCAGUCGAUUGGAUUGACGCUUCUGUAUUGAGUUCCAUCAAGGCCAGCAACGCCAAGGACUUUAAGGAAGAAGCAACUACAACCACUGCCGCUCCAACCGACGUUUCUUCGACCGAGUCCAGUGAUCCGGCCACCACUGAUGUCUCAUCUGUUGCAUCAUCGGGUACUUCAUUGAUCACAUCCUCGGGCGCCUCUUCAGCCACUGCCUCUGUCGGAACCACCACCGAAGCAGAAGAUGCCACGACAUCUGCAGAACCCACUCAAUCAUCCUGCGUUUUACCCUCUGCCGUCCCCAGCACAGCCUUCAUCGUCGGCCCCAAGUCCAACCCAUGUGCCUCUUAUGAUACAAUUGCAUCUGCAGUCGCUCAACUUCCCAACGACGAUACUUCCCAGUACAUCUACAUUCUCGCGGGUACAUACCAAGAGAAGGUGAACAUCCAGCGAGUGGGCGCCACUGUCGUUCGUGGUCAAAGCAGCGAUGGAUCUUCUUCCAAGAACAACAAGGUCACCAUCACCUCCAGCAGCGGUGUCCUGUCCAGCAGUGGCGGAUCUUCUGGAACGGCUACCUUCUCUGCUAGCAAGUACGAGACCAAGGCCGUCUCAUUCUACAACAUCAACUUUGAGAAUGCAUUUGCGGCUACUACCAACAAUGUCGCUCUAGCUGUCUAUGCCAAGGGCAAGGUAGCCUUCUACGGAUGUGACAUCAAUUCAUCGCAGGGAACUCUCUAUCUCGAUUACGGUAGCUUCUUUGUCAGUCAUUCAGUUCUGCGAGGAACUACCGACUUUGUCUGGGGUCAGGGCGCCGGUUAUGUCUACAACUCUGUCAUCGUUUCUAAGGGAACGGCACCAGGUCAGGCCAUCGCCGCUCACAAAUUCCAGGGUCAAUACGGAGGAUCACAAUUUGUGUUCGACCUUUGCGCCGUUGUGCCUGAGGCCAACUCUGUGCCUGAAGGUAGCAUCUUCCUCGGUCGAGAUUAUAGCAUAAAAUCAAACGUUGCUUUCUUAAACUCCUUCUUUGAUGCGCACAUCGCUCCUUCUGGAUGGAAGGUCGCUUCUCCUUCUACCUUUUCUGGCACAUUCACCGAAGGAAACAACACUGGACCUGGUUGGGAUUCUUCAUCCCGUAUCUCUGCCGCCACCAUCGUGGAUGACACUUCUUCGUUUAGUGCUGCUUCUAUCCUCGGAGGAGAUGCUUGGAUUGACAAAGCCGCUAUCGUGCCUUUCCAAGGAUGGCCCGACUCCAAGUAUGCCAAGGACGCGGUCACUACAUCGGCUUCUGCCACUGCUACUGCAUCCGCUACAUCCACCACUGAAGCUGUUGGCUCUACUCUGACUGUCGCCCCCUCCCCCACCGGAGACCAGUUCAAGACCGUCGCAUCUGCCCUUGCGGCUAUCCCUGAUGAUGGUGAGGAUUACACCGUCUUCAUCAAGGCUGGUUCAUACAAUGAGCAGCUCAACCUCAACAGAGGUCGUGGCCGAGUCACUCUUCGCGGUGAGACCAGCUUCGAGAAUGACUUCACCCAGAACCAGGUCCUUAUCUGGUUCAAGUUGGGCUAUGGCACCGGCGAGUCACGAAACGAGGAGACUCCUGUCCUUUUCUGGAAGACUACCACUCCAUCAACUGGACUCUCGUUGUACAACCUCAACUUCACCAACACUUACCCGCAAACUCGUGACACAGCCGCUCUCGCAGCAGACUUCUUUGGCAACAACAUGGCCGCAUACGGUUGUGCAUUCUCUGGCUACCAGGAUUCCGUUCUUGUCAACCAAGGUGUGCAAGUGUUUUCCAACAGUUAUCUCGAGGGUUCAGUCGACUUCAUUUGGGGUUACAGCAAAGCCUACUUCCACCAGUGUUACAUUGCAUCGAACACACCCAAUGCCUAUAUCACCGCGCAGAACCGCAAGUCUUCUUCGUGGGCUGGUGGCUUCGUGUUUGAUACCUGCAAGGUGACAUACACUGAUAGCUAUGGCUCUACCUUCGGCACAACAUCUCUUGGUCGCCCUUGGUCUCAAUACGCGUUGGUCGUGUAUAUGAACUCUUUCCUUGAUAAACAUAUAUCUAAGGCAGGCUGGUCAACUUGGUCUACAAGUAACCCCCAGAUCUCUGAUGUGUUCUUUGGAGAGUACAACAACGUUGGCCCCGGCAACUGGACCUCAUCCCGCGCAAGCUUCGCGACAAAGCUUACAGAGUCCCAAGCUGCGGCUUACUCGCUGGGUUCUUUCAUCGGCAGCACAGGCUGGCUUGACAUGAAGGCUUACAACCUUGCGCCCAGCUACACGAUCGACGACUCCAGCGCUGCUGAACCUGAACCUGAGGUUACCUGGCCAUCUCAUCCUUCAGACGGAACAACACCUCCCAAAGAUGCAGUCCUUGUGUCUGUUGAUGGAGAAAAGUCGGGCUCAUACUCAAGUCUCACCGACGCACUGAAGAGCCUUCCUAAGGAUUCGACCUCUCAAGUCAUCUUCGUUUACCCCGGUACAUACGAGGAGCAGGUUCCGUCGAUCAACCGACCUGGCCCCAUCACCAUUAUCGGAUACACUGAGACCGAGCCCGGAAAGACAUACACUAGCAACCAAGUCACUAUCACCCAGUCCAAGGGACUUUCGGUCGCAGGAACAAUUCCGGCAGGUCGCAGCAACGCAGACACAGCGACAAUUGCAACAGCCAGCACCAAGAUCGCCUUUUACAAUGUAAAGUUCAUCAACACUGAUAACCUUGAUGGUGCGACGCCUAGUUAUGUCACUCUCGCUGCCAGUGUUUACGGUGACAAAAUUGGCUUCUAUGGCUGUUCUUUCAUUGGAUGGCAGGACACUCUUCUCACCGGGGCUACAGCGGGCUACCAGUACUACGAAAGCAGUUAUAUUGAGGGAGCGAUCGACUUUGUCUGGGGUUACAGCAAGGCCUACUUCAAGGGCUGUACCCUUGCUGCCAAGCGUGCUAAGUCAGCCAUCACUGCGCAGAGCCGCAAGGACGCGAACGCGAUCGGCGGCUACAUUUUUGACCAAUGUCUUUUCACAGAGGCUGCUUCAGCCACGGCUGAUCUGACCGGACAGGUGUAUCUUGGUCGCCCUUACAGUGCUUAUGCUCUUGUCGUGAUCAAGAACAGUUACUUAGAUGGAUCAAUUCAGCCGGCUGGUUGGAAGAUCUGGUCCACGACUGAUCCUCGUACGGAUCAUGUCACUUUCGCGGAGUAUGCCAACGAAGGACCUGGAAGCUGGGAGAAGAACUCGGCGGCGCGUGAGGCAUUUGGCUUCGCUACUCUUCUCACCAAAGAUGACUACGCUCUCGAAUCGGUUAUGGAUAGUACCGAUUGGAUUGACAAGACUUUCUGGGACUCAAUCGUGACUCCAAAGUCCAGCACACCAGUCGUUCCUGUGCCUGAUCCUAACGCUGUUUACAGCGGCAAGACCCCGCCUCCUGGUGCCUACAUUGUGUCCAAGGAAGCCAUCGACGGGGUCACCACCUACAGCACGAUCCAAGCUGCGAUCGAUGCUCUUCCCGCCUCCAACAAGGUUACCCCAACUGUGUUCAUCUAUCCUGGUACAUACAAGGAGCAAAUCGUUCUCAGCCGAUCAGGAACUACAUUCUUCAUUGGAUAUUCGGAAUCGCCCGAUGACUACACCAAGAAUCAGGUCACGAUCACAUACGACAAGGGCAUCGAUACGCAGGCGGAUGCGUCCAACUCUGACUCUGCCACUUUCUACGCCACUGGAAACUAUUUCCAGGCUGUCAACAUCAACUUCAUGAACACAUUUGGCACAGCCACCAACUACGCCAGUCUCGGAUUUGCGGUCAAGAGCAGCAAAUUUGCUUCGCUCUAUGGUUGCCAGGUAUACGGAAACCAGGACGCUCUCUUGGUCAAUGGCAAUCUUUUCACAUACAACUCAAUCAUCACCGGCAACAUUGACAUGAUCUGGGGUUCCGGAGCUGGAUAUUUCUUAAAAACUACUAUCGCACCUAACAAGGACAAGAUUGCAUUGACAGCGAACAAGAAGGGAACUAACACCGGCCCCAACGGCUUCGUGUUCGAUCAAUGCACUGUUGCCCCCGCAGACGGAGCUUCCUACUCGACUAUCUACCUGGGCCGACCGUGGGAUCAAUGGGCCCGCGUUGCGUACAUCCAAACUGAGCUGAGUGCAGAUAUAGCAGCUGUGGGCUGGACUGCAUGGACCAAGGCAGAUCCUAGAACCGAGAAUGUUAUUUUUGGCGAAUUUGACAAUUCUGGACCCGGAGCUUCAUCCGGCAACCGUGCUUCUUUCGCUAAACAGUUGUCAAACGAAGAAGUUGCGCAAUUUCAAAUUGGGACCUUUUUCCCUUCGACGAGUUGGAUCAACAUGACCCUCGUGCACGCGACACCUUUCGAUGCAGUUGUUGCCGCAACCCAGACUAUCAGUUCGACAACUGUCUAUACUACUCAGACCGUCACAUCAUCCCAGACUCUGUUCACUACCACCACGAGUGCUGAUGUUGUUGUCACUGAGAAGACAACCUUUACCGAAGACAUUGGAACCACAAUCACGCCUGAUCCCACAACGAAGACCACGAUCGAGAAGACAACCGUUACGGAAGCGGCUCUCGUUACACAAGCCGACAAGGUUGUCACGGUCAAGUCCACCGAGAUUGUGGAUGUUGGCAAGACCAUCACGCCUGCUGCCGUUACAUCAACCUCCACCCAAAUCGUUGAUGCGACCGUUACUUCCUGGGUCACAUCAUCCGCCAAGGCUGUCACCGCAACUUUAACGACUACAGCUGUUACGGUCACGCCCAAGUCGGUGACUGAGACUGUCGUUGAGAGAACGACUGUUGUCAUCAGCAAGACCACGACCCCCAAGGCCCUCACCGUCAAGAGUACGACGACUGUGACAGUUGGCACUGGUAGUGUCACCACGACAUCCUUGAAGGCAACCACAGUCGUGUCUACUGUCGUAACAACGUCUGUCAAGACUGUCAGCAAGACUACUACGCUCAAGUGCAUCCCCACACAGGACAAGCGCGACUUGGGUAUAGAAACGGCUAUCAAGCCUCGAGCUGCUGUUGUUUUUGGUAAUCCUUCUGUCAAUCUAGCCUCAGGUCUCACUCGUCGCGAUCUUGAUCUCGGAUCAAUCAACCUUGAAGCUCGCGCAGCCGGUCUUUCUACAGUUACUGUCACUCUUUUCUCUACAUUCACUACCAACGUCAAGACUUCCACCAUGGCUGUUCCCGCUAGCACAACUACGACCAAGGUCACCACAACAAAGACAAUUGGAAAGACAAGCACUCUCAAGCCAGCGACUGUCAUUGAUGUGUCUACUUCGGUGGCAACAAGAUACGCCACAUCCACCAUUCCAGGAUCGACAUCAACUACCACAGUCGUCUCCACUAAGGAAACCGGCAAGACCACAACCCUCAAAGCCUCUACAACUACUGUCGUUGUUGCUUCAACUUCAGUCGUCACAGAGAAGAAGACAUCCACCAUUCCCGCAAGCACAGUCACUAUCCACAAGACAUACACCACAACUCUACCUUCGGGAACUGUCAAGGUUACCACGACAAGCACGGUUAAGCAGACAUCUGCUGUGACUCUGGAUCAGGACAUAGUCACAAAUUGGACGACUGUCAAGUCUACAUUGAGGCCCUCUAGCACCGUGACUGUGAGGAGCACCGUGUCUAAGAUGAGCACAUCGGUGGUGAGGGAGACAAAGACUAAUUGGGCGACGAAGACAAGCAAGGGUGCGGCGGCUUGCACCAACUAA
This is a messenger RNA of Fusarium venenatum, 7788 nucleotides long. Lineage: Eukaryota; Fungi; Ascomycota; Sordariomycetes; Hypocreales; Nectriaceae. The record is from RefSeq and is a predicted model, not a curated record.